Messenger RNA from Eimeria necatrix, 585 nucleotides. RefSeq lists its product as hypothetical. The coding region runs from base 1 to 585 and encodes 194 amino acids. Gene Ontology annotation, molecular function: iron-sulfur cluster binding. The record is from RefSeq and is a predicted model, not a curated record. Gene Ontology annotation, biological process: iron-sulfur cluster assembly. Gene Ontology annotation, cellular component: cytoplasm. The transcript has 4 exons. Lineage: Eukaryota; Apicomplexa; Conoidasida; Eucoccidiorida; Eimeriidae.
AUGGCAGCAGCAGCACGCAGCUGUCUGUACGCCGGCUUCGUGUCAGUGCCGGAGUCGGAGUGGACAAAUGAAAUAAAAGCAGCAGCAGAAAAGGGAGUUACUCUCGGUUUGCAUCGGAGGCCCCCCUGGGCCGUGGGGGCCUCUGCAGCAAUUGGGGCUUCUGCUGCUUCGGGGCUGGUGGACGAAGACGCCCUCGUGGACCCCAGCGAGACCUACAAACCCUUGGGCAAAGGGCGGAGCGCGUGCGCGUCGCGGCCGCGGGCCUGCGCGAACUGCACCUGCGGCCGCAAGGAGGCGGAAGAAGCUGCAGCAAAAGAAGCUUUCAAAAAAGAACUGGAGAACGGACUCGUGCGGAGUUCCUGCGGCAACGUGAGUGCGCUGGGGUGGCUUCCGGCGUUUCGGCCCGGGGAGAAGGUGGAUCUGUCUUCGGAGGCUCGGGGCGGCGCUGCUGCUGCAGUUGCUGCUGCUGCUGCUGCUGCAGUUGCUGCUGCUGCGCAGCCAGCAGCGGACGCAGCAGCAGCAGGCGUGACUGUUGCGAAAGGCAGCAACAAAGUUUUGUUGACUUCUCUGGAAGACGACAUCUGA